This is a messenger RNA of Nicotiana tabacum (common tobacco), 459 nucleotides long. The record is from RefSeq and is a predicted model, not a curated record. NCBI's taxonomy places the organism in Eukaryota, Viridiplantae, Streptophyta, Magnoliopsida, Solanales, Solanaceae.
AUGAAUGAAUGGAGACUCGCUUCUGGUGUUUUGUGUGACAAGAAGGUGCAACCAAAACUUAAAGGUAACAACAGAGUGGUGGACAGACCGACGAUGUUGUCUGGGGCUGAGAGUUGGCCAGUCAAGAUCGCCCACAUCCAGAAGAUGAAGGUGGUAGAGAUGAGAAUGUUGAGAUGUAUGUGCGGGUACACCAAGUUAUAUAAAAUUAGGAAUAAGGUUAUUCGCGACAAGGUGAGUGUGGCUCCUAUUGAGGAUAAGAUGCGGGAAGUGACCCUUAAGUGGUUUGGACAUGUGAGGAGGAGAAGCACGGACGCCCUAGUGAGGAGGUGUGAGAUGUUGACAUUUGAGGGCUUAAGGAGAGGUAGAGGUAGGCCGAUCAAGAAUUGGGGAGAGGUGAUUCGGAAAAACAUGGCGCAGCUUCAGCUGACCGAGGUCAUUACCUUUGAUAGUAAGGUGUGA